Molecule: messenger RNA, 1169 nt
Organism: Aegilops tauschii subsp. strangulata
Lineage: Eukaryota; Viridiplantae; Streptophyta; Magnoliopsida; Poales; Poaceae
Product: 2-hydroxyisoflavanone dehydratase-like
Molecular function (GO): hydrolase activity
Source: RefSeq, a predicted model, not a curated record
UCCUGUUGUUCACUUCUCCCCCAUGGCCACCAGGAGCGGAUCCGCCAUCUGGGCUGGUUGGGCAGCGCCCCAGACUUGCCGACCACUAACCGUACGUCGGAGAAAGUUACCCCGACCACCAUGCUACUUAUCUACCACCACCUUUCCGCCAUGCCCGGGCAACUGCACGUCUACAUCCCACAAGAACGGGGCUCUGCCGGCGGCUGCCACGGAAGCCGAAACCGAGGGCGAGGUGCUGCUGGAGUCCCCGGGGCACUUCCGCAUCUACAAGUGCGGCAAGAUGGACCGCCUCAACGAACCCACCGUCUCGCCUGCCGGCCUGGACGAGGCCACCGGCGUCACCUCCAGGGACGUCGUCCUCGACGCCGACACGGGCGUCUCCGUGCGCCUCUACCUCCCCAAGCUAAGACAACCCUCCGAGAAGCUCCCGGUCCUCGUCUAUUUCCACGGCGGCGCCUUCCUCAUCGGGUCGGCCGACGACGCCACGUACCACAGCUACGUCAACUCCCUCGCGGCCGCGGCCGGCGUCCUCGUGGUGUCCGCCGACUACCGCCUCGCCCCGGAGCACCCGCUGCCCGCGGCCUACGACGACUGCUGGGCCGCGCUCCAGUGGGCGGUGGCGCCGUCGACGCAGGACGAGUGGAUCUCCGGGCACGGCGACACGGCCCGCCUCUUCCUGGCGGGCGACAGCGCCGGCGCCAACAUCGUGCACGAGAUGCUCGUGAGGGCGGCGGUGAACUCCCACCCGAGGAUGGAGGGCGUGGUGCUUUUGCACCCGUGGUUCAGCGGGAGCGAGGCGAUCGAGGGGGAGCCUCCGGCGGUGCCCAUGUUCAACGGGAUGAUCUGGUCGUACACGUGCCCGGGGGCGGUGGGCGGCGCGGACGACCCGAGGAUCAACCCGCUGGCGCCCGGCGCGUCGUCGCUGGAGCUGCUAGCGUGCGAGAGGAUGCUGGUGUGCGCGGCGGAGAAGUUCCACAAGAAGGACGUGCUGGCGAGGAGGAUCCGCGCGUACUACGACGGCGUGGCCGCGGCCGCGUGCCGGGCGCCGGGCGCCGCGGCGUGGUUCGAGUCGGAAGGCGAGGACCACGACUUCUUCCUCGGGAAGACCGACUGCGAGAGCUCCAAGCAGCUCCUAGAUCGCGUCGCGGCGUUCAUCGCCGAGGGCUGAG